UUCCAGGCAGACAUCGAUGGACUGUCUAAGAAAAGCAGUUUGUCAGUGAGACAGGUUGAACGCUGGUUCAGGAGGAGACGCAGUCAGGACCUUCCUGGAGUCUUGAAGAAGUUCAGAGAGGCCAGCUGGAGGUUUGUCUUCUACAUAUCGGCGUUCAUUGGAGGACUGAUAGCUCUGUACGAUAAAGAAUGGUUUUAUGACACCCGGGAAGUAUGGGAAGGUUUCCCAAAGCAGUCCAUGCUGCAGUCUCAGUACUGGUAUUACAUCCUGGAGAUGAGCUUCUACGGCUCACUCCUCUUACGCGUUGCCUUUGAUGUUAAGAGAAAGGACUUUAAGGAGCAGAUCAUCCACCACCUGGCUACACUGGUACUGCUAUCAUUCUCCUGGUGUGCCAACUACAUCCGGAUAGGAACGUUGGUCAUGCUCAUCCAUGACGCCUCUGAUGUUCUACUGGAGUCUGCGAAAGUAUUCAACUAUGCCAAAUGGGAGAAAACCUGCAAAAGUGUUUUCGUUGUGUUUGCUAUCGUGUUUAUGGUAACACGCCUGAUCAUCUUCCCAUUCUGGUAA
Notothenia coriiceps (black rockcod) is the source of this 567-nucleotide messenger RNA. Its product is annotated as ceramide synthase 2-like. The annotation marks the transcript as partial. Gene Ontology annotation, molecular function: sphingosine N-acyltransferase activity. The transcript has 6 exons. The record is from RefSeq and is a predicted model, not a curated record. NCBI's taxonomy places the organism in Eukaryota, Metazoa, Chordata, Actinopteri, Perciformes, Nototheniidae. Gene Ontology annotation, cellular component: membrane. Gene Ontology annotation, biological process: ceramide biosynthetic process.